GCGGACUUGAGUAGUUGGCGGGCUUGGGAAGUUGGCUGACUUGGGUAGUUGGCGGACUUGGGGUAGUUGGCGGACUUGGGAAGUGGGCGGACUUGGGUAGUUGGCAGACUUUGGAAGUUGGCGGACUUGGAAAGUUGGCGGAAUUGGGUAGUUGGCGGACUUGGGUAGUUGGCGGACUUGGGUAGUUGGCGGACUUGGGUAGUUGGCGGACUUGGGUAGUUGGCGGACUUGGGUAGUUGGCGGACUUGGGUAGUUGGCGGACUUGGGUAGUUGGCGGACUUGGGUAGUUGGCGGACUUGGGGUAGUUGGCGGACUUGGGAAGUGGGCGGACUUGGGUAGUUGGCAGACUUGGGAAGUUGGCGGACUUGGGAAGUUGGCGGACUUGGGUAGUUGGCGGACUUGGGUAGUUGGCGGACUUGGGUAGUUGGCGGACUUGGGUAGUUGGCGGACUUGGGUAGUUGGCGGACUUGGGUAGUUGGCGGACUUGGGUAGUUGGCGGACUUGGGGUAGUUGGCGGACUUGGGAAGUGGGCGGACUUGGGUAGUUGGCAGACUUGGGAAGUUGGCGGACUUGGAAAGUUGGCGGAAUUGGGUAGUUGGCGGAAUUGGGUAGUUGGCGGACUUGGGUAGUUGGCGGACUUGGGUAGUUGGCGGACUUGGGUAGUUGGCGGACUUGGGUAGUUGGCGGACUUGGGUAGUUGGCGGACUUGGGUAGCUGGCGGACUUGAGUAGUUGGCGGGCUUGGGAAGUUGGCUGACUUGGGUAGUUGGCGGACUUGGGUAGUUGGUGGACUUGGGUAGUUGGCGGACUUGGGUAGUUGGCGGACUUGAGUAGUUGGCGGGCUUGGGAAGUUGGCUGACUUGGGUAGUUGGCGGACUUGGGUAGUUGGCGGACUUGGGUAGUUGGCGGACUUGGGUAGUUGGCGGACUUGGGUAGUUGGCGGACUUGAGUAGUUGGCGGGCUUGGGAAGUAGGCGGACUUGGGAAGUUGGCGGGCUUGGGAAGUUGGCGGACUUGGGUAGUUGGCGGACUUGGGGUAGUUGGCGGACUUGGGAAGUGGGCGGACUUGGGUAGUUGGCAGACUUGGGAACUUGGCGGACUUGGAAAGUUGGCGGACUUGGGAAGUUGGCGGACUUGAGUAGUUGGCGGGCUUGGGAAGUUGGCUGACUUGGGUAGUUGGCGGACUUGGGUAGUUGGCGGACUUGGGUAGUUGGCGGACUUGAGUAGUUGGCGGGCUUGGGAAGUUGGCUGACUUGGGUAGUUGGCGGACUUGGGGUAGUUGGCGGACUUGGGAAGUGGGCGGACUUGGGUAGUUGGCAGACUUUGGAAGUUGGCGGACUUGGAAAGUUGGCGGAAUUGGGUAGUUGGCGGACUUGGGUAGUUGGCGGACGUGGGUAGUUGGCGGACUUGGGUAGUUGGCGGACUUGGGUAGUUGGCGGACUUGGUUGGCGGACUUUGGGGUAGUUGGCGGACUUGGGAAGUGGGCGGACUUGGGUAGUUGGCAGACUUGGGAAGUUGGCGGACUUGGAAAGUUGGCGGAAUUGGGUAGUUGGCGGACUUGGGUAGUUGGCGGGCUUGGGUAGUUGGCGGACUUGGGUAGUUGGCGGACUUGGGUAGUUGGCGGACUUGGGUAGUUGGCGGACUUGAGUAGUUGGCGGGCUUGGGAAGUUGGCUGACUUGGGUAGUUGGCGGACUUGGGUAGUUGGCGGACUUGGGUAGUUGGCGGACUUGGGUAGUUGGCGGACUUGGGUAGUUGGCGGACUUGAGUAGUUGGCGGGCUUGGGAAGUUGGCUGACUUGGGUAGUUGGCGGACUUGGGGUAGUUGGCGGACUUGGGAAGUGGGCGGACUUGGGUAGUUGGCAGACUUGGGAAGUUGGCGGACUUGGGUAGUUGGCGGACUUGGGAAGUUGGCGGACUUGGGUAGUUGGCGGGCUUGGGAAGUUGGCUGACUUGGGUAGUUGGCGGACUUGGGGUAGUUGGCGGACUUGGGAAGUGGGCGGACUUGGGUAGUUGGCAGACUUGGGAAGUUGGCGGACUUGGAAAGUUGGCGGAAUUGGGUAGUUGGCGGACUUGGGUAGUUGGCGGACUUGGGUAGUUGGCGGACUUGGGUAGUUGGCGGACUUGGGUAGUUGGCGGACUUGGGUAGUUGGCGGACUUGGGUAGUUGGCGGGCUUGGGAAGUUGGCUGACUUGGGUAGUUGGCGGACUUGGGGUAGUUGGCGGACUUGGGAAGUGGGCGGACUUGGGUAGUUGGCAGACUUGGGAAGUUGGCGGACUUGGAAAGUUGGCGGAAUUGGGUAGUUGGCGGACUUGGGUAGUUGGUGGACUUGGGUAGUUGGUGGACUUGGGUAGUUGGUGGACUUGGGUAGUUGGCAGACUUGGGAAGUUUGCAGACUUGGGAAGUUGGAGGACUUGGGUAUAGUAUUCUUUCUGUCGCUCUAGGACCGCCCCCCUGUUGCUCUAGCACCGCCCCCUGCCACUUUCUGCUCUAGAAGCGCUCCCUGCCUUCCAUAUUUUCUCGAGCCAUAUGUCUCAGCGUGGUUUUCCUCUGCCAUCUCUUCCUUACCCAUAGUCCAUCAGCCAUAUUCCCUCCGCCUUAGCCCCUCACCCAUAGGUCGUCGGCCACAUUGUCUCUGCCUUAGCUCUUUGCUGCCCUCCCUUUUCCCUCCCAUGUGUGCCUGAUGCUCUUUUCCCGGCUGUCCUCCCUCUCACAUGCUUCUUCUCCGCAGCUUCCACUCAGCUUCUCAGUCAAAUUUGCCAUGUAUGUUCCUCACCACAUGGCACAUCCCUUCUCUUACCUCUCCCCUCGUUCCAUAGUGACCCCCUGAGCCUCAUGAGGCUCUCUGCCACGCCGUCCCUCACCCCAUACUUGCUCCCCGUACCUCUCGCCCUCAGGUGCACUGGGCCCUAGAGUGGACAUACCACAUGCUCAUCCUCUAGCUGGCAUGCACGUCCCGUACUCGUGGCCGUUCCGAGACGCCACCAACCACAUCGACAACAUGCCAUUUCUUGAGUGGGCGUGCACAUCUCAUGCUCUUUCUUUUAACUCCUCGUUACUACUUGUUCGCUUGCACGUCCCAUCAUCAUCCCCCGUGCUUCUCCUUCGCCUCUCCUCGUGCCUCCCCGUGUAACCCCCCUCAGGUGCACUGGGCCCUAGAGUGGACAAACCACAUGCCCAUCCCCCGAGCUGGCGUGCACGUCCCGUACUCAUGGCCGUUCCGAGAGGCCACCAACCACACCGACAACUUGCCGCGUGUCGUCAAGGCCUACAUCCUCGUGGCCGGGUUCUUUGCCCAUGAGGCUCUCUGCCACGCCUUUCCUCCAGGGGAGCUGCAUGGCUGUGAGGACGUGAAUUACUUUCCGCAGCAGCAGAUAUGGCAGUACGCGCUGAACUGGUUUGACUGGCCGGGGAUCAAGGAGAAGUGGGAGAAUGGGACGGCUGUGUAUGACGUGUAUCAGAGGCAGCUGCACUGCUUGUACUGGGAAGGCGUGACUGGAGGGGGCCAGGGUACUGGGGCUGAGAAUGGAGUUACACGGGUAGAUUUGGCCAGGAGGAUGAGGGAGAAGUGUAUUGUGGCAGACUCCCCCUGAUCUUGGUCAAAAAAUAAUAACCCUUUGCACUGUAGUUGCCAAGUGCUGUAGUAUGAAGGGAAGUGCUCCUUAUAGGGCACCUCAGUAUAGCAGCCUUACAAAGGACAUCAUGCAAAGAGUGGAUACAAAUAUUGACAAAAAAAUCAUGUCAGUAUGUGCUACUGCUAUCGGUGCCUAAUGAUU
Messenger RNA from Closterium sp. NIES-67, 3771 nucleotides. Lineage: Eukaryota; Viridiplantae; Streptophyta; Zygnematophyceae; Desmidiales; Closteriaceae. The record is from the annotation of a GenBank genome assembly.